AUGGGGUUAUUCAGGCUGUGAAAAAAAUGAUUGUUUUCCGUUUUUUUUUCGUUUUUUUACGUCAAAAAAUCCAUUUCAGCGAUGUAAAAAAACGAAAAAAAACGGAAAACAAUCAUUUUUUUCACAGCUUUUUUUUUCACAGCACAAGUACUGCCUGCGACGAAGGCGAGCAGUCGCAGAACCUGGUGCUAUUCGAUCACGAAGCCGCUAGCCGGGUCGACGCACCGAUGGCACUUCCGAGUGGCAAGAAAGUGCUUUUAACGAGCCUCGUGAACUUGGACGACACGAGCAAGUGGACAUCAAAAAAAGUGGAAACUAGUAUUGAACGUGCCGUGAUCGCUGUCUCGCACAAGGUAAGGCAAACUACUGGAUUAGCUCAGAUAUUGUUCCUUCAGAUCGCUUCCUGCGAUCGCUUCACCUCAAUCUACUGUGCACCAGAAAGCGGCCGCUCCACUCGGUACGUCCCGAUGAAACCCGGAUUCUUCACUCAUUUCGCAUGUAAGUACAGGAAAACAAGUUGCACAAUGACAACAUCAUCUUUAAGACGUCCUCACUGUUGGCUUCGGUAUCGACGACACAGUCAUCAACAAGACGUCUCUAAUUUCGACGAUCACUUCGACUACAAGAAAUUUCCUGUAUGUUUAUGCGUCCUUAUCCUUUUAAAAAACGACUCAUUCACAGGAACAGGAUGAGAAAGAAGAAACAACAAGUGGUGGACGAGCUUCUUGCUGAAUUUCGCGAAGAAACUAAGAAUAAGUGAGACUCGAAUAAUCUUCUUUUUCUAAUCUUCUAACAAUUCAGUCGGGCCGACGAUGAUAAUCAUCAACGCGUGUACGUUCAAGACGCGCAUGACCGAGAAGUUUAUGGGGAACUCGGCCGCUUCGAUGUCGACAACGAAGUGUACUACGAGGAAAUGGAAGGCGAGGGGAUGGAGGGCCAGGAGAUGGAAGGCGAGAACAUGGAAGGCGAGAACAUGGAACGCGAGGAGAUGGAAGACGACGAAACGCAACGCUAA
This is a messenger RNA of Caenorhabditis sp. 36 PRJEB53466, 1015 nucleotides long. The record is from the annotation of a GenBank genome assembly. Lineage: Eukaryota; Metazoa; Nematoda; Chromadorea; Rhabditida; Rhabditidae.